AUGGUGAAAUAUAUUCCUGGACCUCAAAAUAUCGCGGACUGUCUAUCCAGAUUGAUUUCAGCGUCCUCAGACUCUGAGGAACCAAAACGAAAUGAUGCAGAGACAUAUAUCAAGCAGAUUGCAGAGAACUCGACUCCUGUUGCUAUGACAACACGCGACAUCGAACGCGCCUCAGGAGAUGACCAGGAAUUAGAAGCUCUACGGGAAUGCAUUGUUAAUGGCAGGUGGUCCGAGAUUCCCUACAAGGAUUACAUACCUGUACGAUCAGAACUGUGUGCGAUAGGGAAACUUGUGUUGCGUGGGACACGUAUUGUGAUUCCUGAAUCUCUUCGAGAAAGUGUACUUAACCUAGGUCACGAAGGACACCCAGGCAUUGUUGCGAUGAAACAACGAAUAAGGUCAAAGGUUUGGUGGCCAAAAAUGGACAAACAUAUUGAGAAACAUUGUCAGUCAUGUUACGGAUGUCAAUUAAUGGCUAAACCAUCAAAUCCAGAACCCAUGGCUAGGACAGAAUUACCAUCAGGUCUUGAUUUUGACAUAGAUAUUUAG
Molecule: messenger RNA, 549 nt
Organism: Pecten maximus
Lineage: Eukaryota; Metazoa; Mollusca; Bivalvia; Pectinida; Pectinidae
Exons: 1
Coding region: 1-549 (182 amino acids)
Source: RefSeq, a predicted model, not a curated record